Pungitius pungitius (ninespine stickleback) is the source of this 678-nucleotide messenger RNA. It is a transcript of the gene limd1b, whose product is annotated as LIM domains containing 1b. Gene Ontology annotation, cellular component: transcription regulator complex; nucleus; P-body. The coding region runs from base 23 to 556 and encodes 177 amino acids. Gene Ontology annotation, molecular function: transcription corepressor activity. Gene Ontology annotation, biological process: regulation of DNA-templated transcription; response to hypoxia; negative regulation of hippo signaling. The transcript has 7 exons. The record is from RefSeq and is a predicted model, not a curated record. NCBI's taxonomy places the organism in Eukaryota, Metazoa, Chordata, Actinopteri, Perciformes, Gasterosteidae.
ACUGUGGGGAAUCCAGCAGGAGAUGGACCCGGGGUGUAGUUCCAGUCUUUACUUUGGAAGCUGCACAUUCUGCAGCACGGCGGUGUGCGGGGAAGGGACAGCCUGCCGGGCCAUGGGACGUUUAUUCCACAACACUUGUUUCACCUGCAGCGUUUGCAGCGAACAGCUCAGUGGGAAGCCAUUUUAUUCAGUAUCAGGAAGAAUCUACUGUGAAGUUCAUUUCUUGAACUCAGGAGCUCAUCCAGCCCAAGAAGUGUGUAACAGCUGUGGGUAUUUAAUGAAGGACAUGAUUUUGCAGGCUCGGGGGAAGUUCUACCACCCGUCCUGCUUUCGCUGUGUGGUCUGCAGACGGAGUCUGGAGGCCGAGCCCUUCACUGUAGACACAGACAACCGGGUUUACUGUGUCGACGACUACCGCAGGGUGCGAGCCCCUCUGUGUGCUGCAUGUAGAGUGCCGAUACUGCCAACUGAAGGUUCUACAGAGUCUAUUCGGGUGGUAUCAUUUGACAAAAAUUACCAUGCAGAGUGCUACGGGGGAGAGGUAAACCUCAUUUGAACACAAAAGCAUUUUGAAAUCUUUGUUUUUUUCCCCCCACUCAUUUUGAAACAGUAAAUAGAAAAUACAUGCUGUAGUUAAUCAAUCUGUUUUAGCAAUUUAAAUUUUCUGUCUUAAUAAAG